Verticillium dahliae VdLs.17 is the source of this 1203-nucleotide messenger RNA. Its product is annotated as xylosidase/arabinosidase. The record is from RefSeq and is a predicted model, not a curated record. The transcript is spliced from 4 exons. Gene Ontology annotation, biological process: carbohydrate metabolic process. The coding region runs from base 1 to 1203 and encodes 400 amino acids. Gene Ontology annotation, molecular function: hydrolase activity, hydrolyzing O-glycosyl compounds. NCBI's taxonomy places the organism in Eukaryota, Fungi, Ascomycota, Sordariomycetes, Glomerellales, Plectosphaerellaceae.
AUGGGUUCGCUCGGCCGCGCCGUCGACUACUCGAAUCCCAUUGUGCCAGGCUUCUCACCUGAUCCUUCCGUGGUAUUCGUCGACGGAACGUUCUUCCUCUGCACGUCGUCCUCACAUGACCUAGGAAAUGCGCUGAGAACACUGAGCAUUGUUGCCCCAAGUAUCCACCGUCACAAGGGAACCUUCUACAUCGUGACAACCAACACGCAUCACAGCGGGUCAUACAAAUGCGCAAACUUCAUCAUCAGCACAGAGAACAUCUGGGGUAACAGAUGGAGUGACCCUGUGUACUUUGAUUUCAACGGUAUUGACACCAGCCUCUUCUUCGAUGACAAUGACCGUGUCUACAUCGAAAUUAACGUUACCACGGGCAAGGCCCUUUCAGAAGCCAUAGAAAUUUGGACUGGGUGGGCCAAAUACGACACGGAAGGCCCGCACAUUUACAAGGUAGACGGAUAUUACUACCUGCUGGCUGCAGAAGGCGGCACCUUUGAGCACCACAUGCUCACGAUAGCACGGUCCACCAACAUCUGGGGCCCAUAUGAAAGCGCGGACACCAACCCUAUCAUGACGGCAGAUGGCAAGGAUGAGUACAUUGAAAAUAUUGGCCACGGCGAUCUGUUCCAAGACCGCGACGGUCGAUGGUGGGCCGCUGUCCUUGGCGUCAGAAAGCAGGAAGACGGGUACCUUGGCCUCGGCCGCGAAUCAUUCCUGUCCCCCGUUGACUGGCCCCGUGGCGGUUGGCCUGUGGUUCGCCAACCCAGGAUGAGCUUCUCGAGGGAGGCGUCGCUGUCCAUGGUCAGUCGUCCUCCGCUCACGGCGCCUCCGUUUGUUGAGGAUCUCUACAUCCGUGACUACGAUCCGUCCAAAUACCGCCAUACCAACGACGGGAAGACCAUAACGCUCACCCCCAGUCGGACGGAUUUUACGUCCCCCGUCGAUACAUGCACGUUCCUUGGCCGCCGUCAGCGAUCCCUUGAUAGUACAGCCUCUACUCGUAUCACGGCGAUCGAGGGUCCUCUUGGCAAGAAUGUGCAGGCUGGUCUCGCACUGUACAAGGACUCGAUACGAUCCGCAUACAUCGCCUUCGAUUUUGCCACGAAUUCACUAGUCUAUUCUAUCCACAACUCGGCGUCAGGUCUCAGCGGCCGCAUCUCCCGCAAGAUUUUCGGUAAAGUGGAGGAGGUGGAGUUGCGCAUCUAG